AUGGUGGCGAUGGUGUGUCGUACCGGUCGAUGCGCUAAAGGAGUUGAUGAAGAAGAGACAGUAGUUCCUCCACAGGAGAAACCCCUAGAGGCCCCGCCUGAAAUAGUUGAAGGUGAAAAAGAAGAAGGAGAGGAGAAAGAAGAAGAAGAGAGGGAAGAAGGAGAGGCAGCAGAAGCAGAAGAAGGUGGUGCUGCAGCUGAUGCAGCUGAUACAGCAGCAGGAGAAGCACCAUCAGCAGAAACAGCAGCAGCAGCAGCAGCACGGCCAGCAUCAACUCUCAAACCUAAAGCUAAACCUAAACCAAGGAGAGCUGUCAGCCCAGCAGCAAAGAAAGCAGUUAAAAGCAGCCCUGCAUUCUUUACAGGAAAGGCAGCAGGGCUUCCACCACCUCCUAAAGAGGCAUGCAUAGGGCCCCCGCCUGACGUACCUGAGCCGCAGACAUCCCUUGGCUUAGGAGCCUAUUUAAUUUAUUCACAAGAAGAUCAAGGUAAGCUAAAAGCACAGUGGAGUAAAGCCCCUCUCUCUGGAGCCGGAGUCUUAGCUUAUCUUAAACCUGAGAAAGAAGUUGCAGAUUAUAAAUUCGAAAAAAAAUCUGCAAUUGAAGUCUAUGCUACAAACUGCGAGACCUGCAUGCCCAGCGAAUUCCCUGCAGAUAGGGAGAAAUUCUACAAUGGCUGGGGAUCUUUCUUUAAGCAGCUUUCUGCACACGGAGGCAGCAUAGUGUUGCUACCAGCAGCUGCAGCUGAACCUCCUCCGAAGGUGAAAGUUGUGCUAUUUAAUAAGGGAAAGCUGAGCAUUGCGCAAGUUGGAGAAGAAAUUUCAGCGGCUUCAUUUGAAAGUCUGGCGAUAGUUCCUUCGAACGCAACAAAGUUUGACGCUAAAGAAAUGAGUCUCUCUGACUUCUCCACCCUUGCGCAGUCUCAAGGAGCUUAUGUUAAUAUAAAGAAGUAG
Molecule: messenger RNA, 951 nt
Organism: Eimeria acervulina
Lineage: Eukaryota; Apicomplexa; Conoidasida; Eucoccidiorida; Eimeriidae
Product: Conserved Plasmodium protein, related
Exons: 4
Coding region: 1-951 (316 amino acids)
Source: RefSeq, a predicted model, not a curated record